GCCCGAAAUACAGAACGAGUUGGCCCGGCACGCUGAUCUGUAUGUACCGGCACGGUAGAUUUCCAAGGAAUUUGCGGAGCCGAGUUCCUAGUAAACCUUAUUGAGUCCAGUUCUGAGAAAUUAUGUAGGAGGGAGAAACAAAAAUAAGAGAGAGAGAGAUAGAGUGAGAGAGAGAGAACGGGGAGUGAGCGUGACCGUUUCAAGCGCUCCAUAGACGUGUAUACACACAACAGAAAAUCAAGUUCAGAUCAGACUCAGUUUGAACCCAACAUUUAUCAAUCAAACAUCUAAAGAUUAGUGUAACAAAUUAAUAAUUGGAACUGAAAGUUAAUCUGAAGAUAUAGAAGUUUAUACUAUCUACAGUUUUGGACAGGAUUUGAAGUACCAACAUCCCCCCACACAUAAUUCAGAUUCCUGGUAGAGAAGCUUGAGGAGCUGAGCAGCUGACGAGCCUGCCUGCCUGCCUGCCUGCCGACACAAAAUCCACGAAAUUUUCUCCCGGAUCGGAUUCUGCGAACCAACCGACAACGCGGGAGGAAAUCGGGGAAAUCGGAUAGAAAGAAAACCCGCAAUCAGUUUCCUAAGAAGGGAAUUGUGGAUUUCAUAUUCUAGUUAAACCUUGAAUCAGAAAGUUUUAAACAUUACAAUCAAUACUUUGUCCGCUCUAACAUGAGAUGUAGUUGUAUAGAACAUGUUUCCCUGCAUACAAUGCUCAAGUUUAGUUCUAUGUAAAAAGUGUGAAAUGAGCACAGCAACGAUCAGGAUGGUUAGAGAUCAGUAUUCAGGAGGAGUAGUAUCCUACCCUUCAGCUACCCUUCUACCCUCAUCAUCUAGUCAUCAACCUUUUACCUUUAAUCAUUCAUCCUCCUUUCAUCUCUCCUCCUCUCUCCUACCCUGCAACUCCAACCCUAAGAAGAAACCUAGUUCUCCUCUACAUUACCAGAACGUUUCUCCGGUCGGAGAUAGCCCUGAGCCAGUUCAAAAUUCGAAAUCCCUCAAAAUGAUCUCUGUCACUCCGAUUCCGGAUUCCGGAGCCGAAAUGCGUCCGUCUCCGUUAUCUCUUCUCCGACAUCAAGAGUUGGAAUCCCAGAAACGAGAUCUCGAUCAUCAGCUUAAACUGAUCAAGAUGAAAAUGCUUGAAAACCAGCUGGAACAAACAAAGCAAGAACUGAAAGAGCUGGAAUAUCAAUCCCAGGUUAGUCCAAGGGUUGAGUCUUCAGCUCCGUCUCUUCCUCCUCGUUUGGGUCGACCUCUUACUACCUCAGCUCUUCUGAUCACAACCUCGUGUGAUCCGUUCGACAAACAACCGACCCUCGAGGUUUCCAGGUUGUUCCAAUCCUCCUGCUCCUCCGAUGCCUCCGACAGACUGGAUCUAGAACGAACCCGACUGGAGUUAUCCAACUGUAGUUGGUAUCACGGUAACAUAACCUGGCUUCAAGCUGACCAGCUUCUAGAGAAUAGAAGCGAGGGAACCUUCUUACUCCGGGAUAGUCAGUAUCCGGGUUGUCUCUACUCUCUCUCUAUACAGAGGGUUAAACUAGGACCAACCUCUAUCCGUAUUUACUUUUCACAAGGACGGUUUAGGUUGGAUUCUGAGGGAGCCAUUAGGAACAUUAUGCCGACAUUUCCCAGUAUUGUUGAUCUAGUCGAGUACUACAUGAGACGAGACAGGCUCUAUUCUAACCCUGGAGAUCAUGAGCUAGAUAUCAAAACUAAAAUAGAACUCCGAACCCCGUUAUUCAAAUCCCCUCCGUCUCUGGCCCAUAUGUGCCGGAUAACUGUAAACUCUUGUAUGAAAGGAGGAAAGAGCAGAAAUAUCAAAAAGCUAAACCUUCCGGUCAAACUAGAGCAGUACCUAUCAUCAUACAAUAACAUUGUGUAAGCACAACAACAAUAACAUUGUGUAAACACAACAACAACAAAAUUGUGUAAACACAACAACAACAUUGUGUAAACACAACACCAUUGUUUAAACACAAAAACAAAACUUUGUUAACACAGCUACAGCAUUGUGUAAACACAUCAACAACAUUGUGUAAACACAACAUUGUGUAAACACAACAGCAUUUUGUAAGCACAACAGCAUUGUGUAAACACAACAGCAUUGCGUAAACACAUCAACAACAUUGUGUAAACACAACAGCAUUGUGUAAGCACAACAGCAUUGUGUAAGCACAACAGCAAUGUGUAAACACAACAGCAUUGGGUAAACACAAUAACAUUGGGGAAACACAACAGCAUUGUGUGAACACUACAGCAUUGUGUAAACACAACAGCAUGACGUACUUGCUUGUGCACAAUGACUAUAUAUGUCCAUUGCACACAGUACAAACAAAAACGCUGUUUUACAUGAAGUAUAAUAUGCUGAAGAAGAGACAGAAUAAAUAAGCAUGACAUCAUGUCUCUAACAGUAAUGUAUUAACCAUAUUUUUCGACAAUAUUUAAAUAUUGUUAUUUUAUCAACAUUCAUUCUGAAGAAACCAGUGUAAAAUUAUAGAAGAAAUUUAUUUAGAAUAAACUGUGUAAAAAACUGUA
Molecule: messenger RNA, 2535 nt
Organism: Eurytemora carolleeae
Lineage: Eukaryota; Metazoa; Arthropoda; Copepoda; Calanoida; Temoridae
Product: cytokine-inducible SH2-containing protein
Exons: 2
Coding region: 692-1882 (396 amino acids)
Biological process (GO): intracellular signal transduction; phosphatidylinositol phosphate biosynthetic process
Cellular component (GO): phosphatidylinositol 3-kinase complex
Molecular function (GO): 1-phosphatidylinositol-3-kinase regulator activity
Source: RefSeq, a predicted model, not a curated record